Molecule: messenger RNA, 1062 nt
Organism: Papilio machaon (common yellow swallowtail)
Lineage: Eukaryota; Metazoa; Arthropoda; Insecta; Lepidoptera; Papilionidae
Product: phenoloxidase-activating factor 2
Exons: 8
Coding region: 98-1027 (309 amino acids)
Biological process (GO): proteolysis
Molecular function (GO): serine-type endopeptidase activity
Source: RefSeq, a predicted model, not a curated record
ACUGACGCAGGACGCUAGUGGUCAACUGCUUCUUUUAAAUACAACAAUAUUGUGAAUUAUAUUUUUAUAUCACUAAAUAAUCAGCAUCACUUACAUUAUGAGACGGUUCAUAAUAGUAGUGGUUGCAAUACACUCCUGUAUAUUAUCAAGAGCUCAAGAUCAGAUACAUUUUGUGAAAGCUGAUGAAGAAAAAGCCACAGAAACCAAUUUUAAAUGCGGUAUAAAUAAUCCGAGCGGUCUGGUAUUCCGCUUCGGAGACGGGCUGGCUGACUUUGGAGAAUAUCCAUGGAUGGUAGCAAUCAUUAAAAAAUCGAACACGACGUCGAAAGAAUGGUCCGAUAAAAACUACCUCAACGCUGGCACUCUAAUACAUCCCUCUGUUGUACUCACCAUCUCGUAUGGCCUCGAAAAACUGACACCUAAUAAGCUCAAAUGCCGGGCGGGAGAAUGGAAUAAAAACACCGAAGAUGAAAAUUAUCUGCAUCAGGAAAGGAACGUACGUAGAAUUGUCACCCAUCGAGACUAUUUAAAGGCAUCCCUCCUCAAUGCAGUAACCUUGAUAUUUCUGGAACAACCUUUCGAUUUAAGUGAGGCGCCGCACGUGGGCAUAGCGUGCGUGGGUCAGACGUUGCCAGAGCCGGGAACUAAAUGCUUUAGUACUGGCUGGGGCAUGUCCGAUGCCGCAGGAAAGUCUGACAUAUUGAAGAAGAUACCGGUUACUCUCAUAAGUGCUGCUGACUGCGAAGCAAAAAUGCGAGAGACGCGACUCGGUAAGAUUUACCGAUUGCACGACAGUCUGACUUGCGCAAUCUCAGCUGAUGAUAGUUGCAAGGGCGACGCGGGGGCGCCACUUGUCUGUCCCGUAAAUGGUGAAAGUACAAGAUACACGUUGUACGGUAUGAGCGCGUACGGUAUACAAAAUGGCGCCCCGUGUGCUUAUGUCAAAGUUCCUGCCUUUUACAGCUGGAUAGGAGAGCGCAUGGCUGAAGAAGGAUUUAAUUCCGACUCAUAUACUUACUUGCCUUAAUUGAUGCUAGUUUUGAUAUAGAAAAUUAAAAAAUA